AUGGCCAGUAACAUUAGCCAUCCAUACUUCAUUCGGUGCUGUGCCAACGGCAGUUGGGCGGAGAAUAAUUGUUCAGCAACACCAGUGUCAACUUUACCAACUGUAACAAAACCUGUAGUCGCAACAUCGUCAAAUCCGACGUCAUCGGCGGCUCAGACGUCACAGGAAGCAUCAACGACGUCAAAUCCGACGUCAUCGACGGCUCAGAUGUCACCAGAAACAUCAACGACGUCAAAUCCGACGUCAUCGGCAGCUCAGACGUCCCCAGAAACAUCAUCGACGUCAAUUCCGACGUCAGCGGGGGCUCAGACGUCCCAAGAAACAUCAACGAGGCAAAUUCUGACGUCUCCAGUAACCACAACAACGCCAAUUAUAACUUCACAGACGACUUCAACACCACAACCGUCCAUAUCUAUCGAUGAAAACGAUUGGUACACUCUGGAAUCCGAGACAAGGAAGCGACAACUGGCACCAGUCAUGGAUGCUGAAUUAAGCUGGAAAAAUGCUAUGACUGUUUGUGAGAGUAAUGGAGGAUAUCUUGCUCAUAUUCACACGUUGGAAGAACGUCAGAAGAUUAAUGAUUGGCUGUUGGCAAUACCACAAGUGACAGCUGUUAGUAUAUCAUCACUCGGACCUUCUGAUGAUGAGUUCUGGGUUGGGGGUGAAUAUGACCCUGACAGUAACGAAUGGUUUUGGAGAACUGCAUCAGGCAAAACGGACAAAAUCGAUUCAUUGUGGAAUGGGUGGGGAGUUAAAAACCCCACUGCAGAAUUGGACAAGCGAUGCGCUAACCUUUAUAAAGAUUCUCAAAAUUUAGAUUUGUAUUCUCUGCGGAACUCUCAUUGCAACGUGGAACGUAAGUUCAUUUGUGAACGAGAUCUUACUAAUGUCACAAUAAAUGAUAAUGACUGGUUUGUUUUCAAUUCUGCCGUCGAAACACGAGAAAUGGCAUACAUAGGGAACCCGACUUUGUCAUGGGAAAAGGCGCAGGAAGUGUGUACAACAAAUGGCGCAACUCUAGUACAUGUUUACAGUUCGGAGGAACGGGAUUCGCUUGAGUCAUUGUCCAUUCCGUCUGGAGACAAACUGUGGACAGGGGCUAAAUUCGACCAUGCUGCUAACAAAUGGUACUGGUGGUCAAAUAACUCGGGUACGGACAAACACGUGGAACCCUCACUAUGGGCGUUUAGUGAAUCUAACAAAACUACUAACUGUUUAUAUUUAUCAAAAGAACAAGGGGCCGUCUUCGACUUGUAUUCACUCGGUGACAGCAACUGUACAGAAAAUAACGGCUUUCUAUGUCAGAGAAAAAUAGAUUUAAGAAUCCCCGUGGACAGCUGGUUUGCUUUAGAAGAAGAGAUAACACUAAGGGAGAUUGCUUUUGUGAAUCGUCUAAAUCUUAACUGGCUCCAGGCCCAGGAAAUGUGCGAGUGGAAUGACGGGACACUGAUACAUGUAUAUAGUGACACUGACAUGAAGUUGAUCAAAGGACGGCUUACAGACAAUGGCAUUAGCAUAAACGACAAAGUGUGGACGGGAGGUAAAUCAGAUGACGUCAACGGAUGGGUCUGGUGGUCGGAGGGUCACCGCUCAGAUAUUGAAUGGGCAAAAUUGUCGGUCACAGAGUUUGAUCCAACCAUAGGCGCUUGCAUCGUGCUGUCAAAUCAGGCGAGCGAAAUGUUAAAUACAGACUGUGACGCCUUUCAUCCAUUUUUGUGUCAGAGAGAAACGGGUUUCAGAAUUUCAGAGAAUGACUGGUUCCAAGUAAACGACCGGAAGAUGGCAAGUGUCGCCAAGGGAAGUAACUGGGAAUCUGCUUCGCUCAUCUGUCAAGCGAACGGAGGGACACUAGCUUCUAUUUAUAACAUAACAGAAAUUAGCACGAUCCAAAGAGAACUGGAAGUGAAAGGCGUACCUUAUCCUCAACAAUUAUGGCUUGGUGGACUCUACGAUGAGAAACAAAUGACGUGGAUAUGGCAAGAUGAUAAUCGACCGAUAGACGAGAGUCUCUGGUUGUCGGGGUACGGAGGAAAGCCCGAUCAACUCCCGGAUAACGUGUGUGUGAUGCUGUAUGCAGACAGCUUCCGGAACGAUAUGUGUGCUAACGAAUAUAGUGCCCUAUGUCAGAUAUUUUCAGCUGGUGUUACUAAUCUGAUGUAAUGAUGGUAGUGACGAUUGUUUUGUGUACACCUAAUGACGAUUGAUUCAUGUACACCUAAUGACGAUUGAUUUGUGUACACUAAAUAACGAUUGAUUCAUGUAGACUUAUUGACGAUUGAUUUUGUACACUUAAUGACGAUAGAUUCAUGUCAGCUUAAUAAGCACUUUUCGGUUCAAGGUUCAUAACAAUUUGAAGUACACAUAGCCAACAUGUAUAAGUAUUUUUUUACAGUUAUAUCACG
Ruditapes philippinarum (Manila clam) is the source of this 2402-nucleotide messenger RNA. RefSeq lists its product as uncharacterized. The coding region runs from base 1 to 2160 and encodes 719 amino acids. The record is from RefSeq and is a predicted model, not a curated record. Gene Ontology annotation, cellular component: external side of plasma membrane. Gene Ontology annotation, biological process: biological process involved in interspecies interaction between organisms. Gene Ontology annotation, molecular function: carbohydrate binding. NCBI's taxonomy places the organism in Eukaryota, Metazoa, Mollusca, Bivalvia, Venerida, Veneridae. The transcript is spliced from 10 exons.